AUGGCCGAAAGCUUCACCUUUUCCGCCGACAAGGCGGCUCUGCUGGAGCCUCGACUGCCGCCGACCGUCACGCCGCCGGGGUCAGGCAUUUUCGUGACGGCGACGUUUACGACGUCGCUCGACUCGUCACUCACACUCACGCCCGGCGUGCACACGCACCUCUCCGGGCCCGAGUCCUACGCCAUGACCCAUUACCUGCGCAGCCGCCACGCGGCCAUCCUCGUCGGCGUCUCCACGCUGCUCGCCGACGACCCCGCGCUCAACUGCCGCAUCGCCGGCGCCGGGCUCGCGCAGCAGCCCCGGCCCGUCGUCGUCGACCCGCACCUGCGCUGGACGCCCAGGCUGACGGACAAGGUGCUGGCGACGUGCCGCCGCGGCGCGGGUCGCGCGCCGCUCGUCGUGACGGCCGCCGUGGCCUCGGACAUUCCCGAGGCGGCGUCGCGCGUGCUAAAGGAGCACGGCGGCAAGUACAUUCAGAUCGCGGCGAAGCCCACGGGGCCGGACGGACGGAUGCGUUUUGACUGGAAUGAUGUUUUCGCGAGUUUGAGGAGCGAGGGCAUCGCGAGCGUCAUGGUGGAAGGCGGCGGGAAAAUCCUCAAUUCUUUGCUGGAUCCUGCGUACCACGGAUCGGUAGACUCGGUCAUUGUCACGAUUGCACCGACGUGGCUGGGUCAAGGAGGGGUUGUCGUGUCACCGGCACGUGUGCACGAUGCGUCAGGGUCCCCUGUAGCUGCAGCCAGGCUGAAGGACGUCUCCUGGCAUCCCUUUGGCGACGACAUUGUGCUGUGCGGCAAGCUACAAGCACCACAAUAA
Akanthomyces muscarius is the source of this 813-nucleotide messenger RNA. RefSeq lists its product as uncharacterized. The transcript has a single exon. Gene Ontology annotation, biological process: riboflavin biosynthetic process. The record is from RefSeq and is a predicted model, not a curated record. Gene Ontology annotation, molecular function: 5-amino-6-(5-phosphoribosylamino)uracil reductase activity. NCBI's taxonomy places the organism in Eukaryota, Fungi, Ascomycota, Sordariomycetes, Hypocreales, Cordycipitaceae. Bases 1 to 813 code for a protein of 270 amino acids.